Messenger RNA from Coccidioides immitis RS, 2981 nucleotides. RefSeq lists its product as uncharacterized. The coding region runs from base 620 to 2512 and encodes 630 amino acids. The record is from RefSeq and is a predicted model, not a curated record. Gene Ontology annotation, molecular function: zinc ion binding; nucleic acid binding. Lineage: Eukaryota; Fungi; Ascomycota; Eurotiomycetes; Onygenales; Onygenaceae. The transcript is spliced from 5 exons.
AGCAUCACCUUCUCUCCUCCUCUUCCUCACCCCAACCUCACCUCCUCAGCUCCAUUCCUGCAUUUUUGUCGGCCUUUAUCUUCAGGAAAGAUAAAAUAACACAAUUUGUUUUUUUCGGCUAAUCUCCUGUGUUUUCGGGCUUGAUCAUUGUUUGUUGUGCAGCAUCCAGAACUUGAGGUUCUGCUCCGUAUAUAUAGCAGUUUUGCAACGCACAGGCGGCUUCAGUCCUUUAGACACCUGCCGUAGUUUUGUGCUUGGGUUGCCCUGGCGAGUGCAACAACAACAUCAUCAUCAUCUGGAUACCAUAUCUGACCAAAUAUUUUUUUGGAUACUACAGAGUACAUACCAUCUAUUUGCCUUUCCAAAUCUGAGGGAAAAAAAAAAAAGGGAAAAAAACAAGAAGAAAAAAAACUGGUUUCCAUUUAUUUGCAUGAUUUUGUCCCCGCUAUCGGGUUGACUUCUGAUGGUUGCGAGAUAGUCGCUGCAAUUGUUCCUCCCACUUCUGAGAAGCACAUGAUGCCAGCCUGUUAAGCCAUCUCACUCCCCUCCUCAUCCCUCUUUCUCUCACUUUCUAUCCAUCCCGGCCAACAAGUUGGGUUCAUCUUCGAAGCCGGAAACGAUGCCCAAUCUAGCAGUGCCUGACGGAGGCUUGGAUCCUCAUCCACAGCCAGCUUCGGCCUCCAAGGCACCGCCGCGAGGGCAUAAAAAUCAUGGGAAACGGCAAAGGAAACACCAGCACUCCCAUCCGCCGGGCCCUCCCGAUGCAACAGGUCAGGGUCCUCCAGCCCAUGUAUGUUAUAACUGUGGGUCUCCCGACCAUUUCAUCCAGCACUGUCCCGAGAGGCGCCAGGAUGGCUAUUCCGGUUCUCAUCGACAUCCACAUCCUCCAAAACGACAGAAAACAUCAGGAUCACUGGAGUCGCAUUACCGCGGGAGUUCGUCCUCUCACAAGCAACGCUCUCGUCCUCAACGGGGCUUCACCCAUCCGCCUCCUCCCGACUAUCACCAGAUGCCCAAUCAGGGCCUAUAUGAACCGCCUCCUGGGCCUUAUCCUCCCCAACAUCAUGAUCCUUGGCAUCCACCCCCUUCUCAGCCUUAUGGGUAUCCUUAUGGACCCCACGAGCCGCCUUAUCCUUCAAGCUCCUAUGGCCCAUCAUACCCCAGCCCACGAGGCGCUCACGGGCCUAUGCACGGCCAACAAGAUUAUUUCCCCCCACCGUACGCCCGCCACUCUGGAGAAAGGGAUCACCCUCCUUAUCAGUCGGAGCGUCGACCGCCCCCGCCCAGGGAAUCACGUCGUGGGCAUGCUCGGGAAUACUGGAGUCGUUACGACAAUAUUCGCCCAAUCGCACCUACCGUCGAGCCCUGGAUGGAAGAUCUAGAUAUGGUGGAAAUCCCAGAGCCUAGGCAAGAUCCGAAUCAGAUUGUAUGGAGGCCUCCCCAACCCGUUGCCCGACCUCUCCCGUCAACGUUAACGGACCGUGAUGAGAUUACAAUGCCCCCGCCACUAGCAUCCUUGCCCCGUGGGAUGUCUAUAUCGAAAUAUAUUCUCGACAAGAAAGCCGAGGAGUUUACUUGUAACAUCAGGGAUACUGAAGAUUGGCCUUUUAUUAUGGAUGAUCCAAUUUUUAUGGAAAUCCCCGCGGAUGGAAAGUUAAUUUCGAUCAAAGAACUCCUUGCCAUUCAAAGCAAGGUCUACGAGACUCACCGGGUCGAACGCCCAUCCACACCUGAACCAAAAGAAGAUGAGAGCGAAGAGAUCAACGAAGAAGACAACGGCCAAGUCGAUGAAGAGGAAGCACAUGACGAUGAUUCGUAUGCAAGUGGCUCUGACAGACGUUACGAUGAUGACUCUAGAUCGUACGCCUCCUCCGAAGUGCAGGAUGAGCCCGCUUCACCCGUUUCUGGCAAAGCUAUUGAGCUUAAUGUCCAUGAGCAGCUGCGAGAUGAAGAUGACAGCGAACAUUCAGAAGAAAAUGAUACCCGAGAAAAGUCCAAUGGCCGACCAUGGCCUCGAGGCCGCAAUAAUCAUGACCACGUAAGACAUAGCGAUCCCGGACGCGAUAGUGAAUUUUCUAGUAGAAAACAACAGGCGUCCAACCGUCGUGUGAACAACAAUAAACCCCAACCAUGGUGGCGCCCAAGACCGCAGCAUCAACACCAGCUUCCACCGCCACCUCCACCGCCAAAGGACGAGCUACCUCCAUCGAAAAAGGUGUCAAUGGAGAGUAAAAGCCAAAUUCUUAGCGGCCACUCUACUUCCACUGGUCAUGACAACGACCAAAACGGCCAGCGGCAAGGCACUAAUAUCAACAAAAUCAAAUCGGAGGCACGUCAUGAGCACCGAGAGCCUCGAGGCCAUGCACAAGCCCAUCGUAACAGCCAUAAGCGGGUCAAAGCCGAAGAUCCUGACAGCGACGGCAACGAGCCUCGUCGCCAAGUUGACGACGUUACGCCGAGAAUGAAACGACGCCAGCCCCAGGUGGCUGAUGCCUACAGUCGUCGAUGGUGAGCCGGCGAGACGUACGUAAAGGACGACAGCCCAUUUACUUUUUCUUUCUCCUUUUCCUUCGAUAACCCAUACCCUUGAAUAUAUUUAAUAUAAGCUUGUCCUAGUUAGGGCUACGGCUUAUUCAACUCUCCUUCGCGAGGUCCUCUGAGGGUUUGUUUGAUCGGCAAGAGAUCAUAUAUAUCCAAAAUGUCACUUUUGGAUCAAUGUCUCUGCUCCAAGUGGCCACGCUAUUCGAUGCCGUGUGGAGCCAACCGCGCUGUCACAGGUCUCCACAAAGCCAAAGGCGUCUCCGUGCGAGAAACCGGGGCGAGAAGAUAUUUUUCCUUUCAAUUACCAUUCGGAUGGGUUAAAAAGAAAACAUUUCAUCUCUAUUACAAGAGCAUUUUUAAUUCGGAGUUCUGUGAUUACUCUUGCACUUUACCAAGUGCUGGUCAUUUUUCCAUAUUAUGGAGGCAUUUCUAUAUCCAUG